Messenger RNA from Schistosoma mattheei, 2271 nucleotides. The record is from the annotation of a GenBank genome assembly. NCBI's taxonomy places the organism in Eukaryota, Metazoa, Platyhelminthes, Trematoda, Strigeidida, Schistosomatidae.
AUGAUGAUGUUAACAUUCAUUCUGUUUACAUUAAUUCUACAUAUACAUUGUAAUACUGAUAUUCAUACAACUAUUUCUAUUAAGGAUCAACUAGAUAAUGAUCUAGAUCCAUUGAAUAUAACAAAUGAUCCUACUGCUACUACUACUACUACUACUAAUAAUAAUAAUAAUAAUACAGACACCAUUUCAUCUAUAUUCAAUCCUAAUGUAACUUAUGUCAUUUUACCAACAGUAUUUUAUUUAGGUCAAACUAAUUUAAUUACUGUACGUAGUCGUGAACCAAAUACACAAUUAUAUAUUUCUAUGAAUGUCACUGACUUAUUACCGAAUAUAAUUGAAGAUCCAAAUCAAAUUUAUUCUUUAAAACAAUUAAAUACAACAGAUUAUUGGUAUGGUUUAGAUAUACCAUAUGAAAUCCCGUUUAUUUUUACACAUGAUCAUUCUAUAUGGGUUAAAUUAAUAUUUCAUUUCACUCAUUGUUUAAAUCAUAAAACUAAUCUUAUCUCUAAUAAUCAUCAUAAUAAUAGUGAGAAGAAUGGAUCAUGUAUUGAUUAUAAAACAACUGAAGUAAUCCAUUCUAUUCAAUUAAAACAAUUACCAUUAAUUACAUUUGGUGAAACGGAUAAACCAAUUUAUAGACCUGGUGAAUAUGUACGUUUUCGUUUUUUAACCUUAAAUAUUCAUAAUUUAUUACCGAUAUCAACGAAUAUUUUGUUGCCAACAAAGAAAUUAUUCAUACAAAAAGGUUCUAAAGGUCAAUUAAUUGAAAUGAAUCAAUUAGACUUAUAUAAUUGGUAUCAUAUUAUAUAUGAUAGUAUUACUAUUAUAGAUCCUAUGGAUAAUACUAUGAAACAAUGGUUAAAUCUAACAUCUAAACAAGCAUAUAACUUAACUUUCCCUAUAUUAAAUAAUAGUAAAGAAGGUAAAUGGAGAAUACAAGCUACCAUUAAAAAUCAUAAUAUUGAAACACUUGAAUUUACAGUGAAAAAAUAUACAUUACCAAAGUUUACUGUAACAUUAGAAACACCGAAAAAUUUUACUAUGGAAUCAAAAUAUGUUCAAUAUUCAAUCUGUGCAAAAUAUACAAAUGGACCACCAUUAAAAGGUUAUAUACAAUCCAUAUUAUGUGCAUGUCAUGAAUAUAUAUGGGAUAAACAAUUUUCUAAAUUAGAUAAUGAACAAAUUAUUCAAUCAUUAUUAAAUACACCUAAAUGUCCAUCGGAUCAUUAUGAAACAAAAACAAGACCAUGUAUUAUCAUGAAUUAUCCCUUAGAUACAAAUGGUUGUAAACUAGUUAAUAUAUCAACUCAUCCAUUUGCCUUAGCAACUAAUCAAUAUUCGAAAUGGCAACAAAUAAGUAUAUUAUGUACACAAGUUAUAGAAGAGGAUACAAAUUCUAAAUUAUUUAAUUGUAUCAAAGGUGAUCUGAUUCAACAAAUUUAUCAACCAAGUAUACAAUUAGAAUUACCACAAGUAUAUAAAUCAAAAUUACCAAUUUUAGGUAAAAUUAAAUUAAAAAAUUUUGAUCAAACUAUAAAUUAUAGUGUGAAAUUAUCUGUGACAGAUCAAAAAUGGGGUUGUUAUUGGCAAAAUCUGGAUCAAAGUAAUGAACAUUAUUUAAAUAUUCUACCAAUAAAUUCAUCUGGUGAAAGUACUUUUUCUAUACCACCAAUUACAUCAAAACAUUCUAUAUCAAUUGAAGCUGAAUUAUUAUCAUCAUCAAUGAAUUCAACAAAUUCAUCAUUAUCAUCAUCAUUGACAAAUAGCACCAAUUCAAUGAAUCAAAAUCCAUCACAUUUUUAUUAUUGGUCAUCUAAACAACCAUGGAUACAAGAGAAUAGAAUUAUUGAAAGUGUUAUAUUAAGAUCAUGGGAUUCAAUCAAUCAAAUUUAUUUACAAUUAUGGCCACCACGUGAUAAAAUUAUGACAACAUGUCCAAAUAGAAUCCAAUUAACAUUAUUAUCAAAUAUACGUUUAUCAGAUAAAGCAAUUUUUAUAGAAUCUGUGAUCAGGGGUAAACAUCAACAAAUUAUUAUACCAGCAUUGAAUAAACUACCUAAUCAUUUAGAUCAUAAUGAUUAUUGUAUUAAUCGUGAUGAUGAAUUAGGUCAUUAUAAUUGUUUAAGUUGGAAUUCAACAGAAAUUCAAUGUUUACCUGGUUGGACUGGUGAAAAUUGUUUAAUUCCUAUAUGUUCUAUAGAAUGUAAUAAAAUGGUGGAUUUUGUUCAAAACCUAAUCAAUGUCAAUGUAAAUCAGGUUGGACUGGAAUAA